Molecule: messenger RNA, 3258 nt
Organism: Zonotrichia albicollis (white-throated sparrow)
Lineage: Eukaryota; Metazoa; Chordata; Aves; Passeriformes; Passerellidae
Gene: FAM120B
Product: family with sequence similarity 120 member B
Biological process (GO): peroxisome proliferator activated receptor signaling pathway; fat cell differentiation
Cellular component (GO): nucleus
Source: RefSeq, a predicted model, not a curated record
UUGCGCAGGCGCGGCCCCGCCCUCCCCGCGGGAAGCGGAAGCGGCGCUCGGACCGCUGUGAGUUUUGGAGAUCAGCCAUGGGUGUUAGAGGCUUGCAGGGAUUUGUGGCAAGAGUAUGCUCACAUGCGUGCCAAACGGUAGAUCUGAGACAAAUGGCAGAAAAGCAUCGCAUUGAUCAUCCUGACUGCCCUCCUGUUAUCGUGGUAGAUGCCAUGAGCUGUGUUAGACACUGGUACACUCCAGAAUCCUGGGUGUGCGGUGGCCAGUGGCGAGAGUACCUUGCUGCUUUAGAGGAUUUUAUCAAUGCUUUUACGGCAGCUGGUAUCAAGUUGGUGUUCUACUUCGACGGGGUGGUAGAAGAGAAAAAGAGAGAUGAGUGGAUCAAACGGAGGAUGAAGAAUACUGAGGAAAUAGCCAGAUUAUUUCAGUUUAUCAAGACUAACAGGAUACAGCCAGGGAGAGAAAUGUUUGUUCUUCCUUCAGCUCUGCCUACUUUUACCCGUUAUGCCCUGAAAUCACUCGGUCAAAAAACAGUCUGCACGUUGCAAGAGGCAGACUUUGAGGUGGCUGCAUAUGGUUUGCAGCACAAAUGUAUAGGAAUUCUGGGGCAAGAUAGUGACUACCUCAUCUAUGACACAUGUCCCUACUUUUCCAUUGAGAACCUGCAUUUGGACAGACUGGUCACUGUUAUGUACUCUCGAGAAGUCCUUUGCCGUGUGCUGGGUAUUAGUUUGGCACACCUUCCUCUCUUUGCGUGCUUGCUUGGCAAUGAUAUUGUUCCAGAAAGCAUGUUGGAAGGAUUUUGGAACAAAUGUUUAACCAAGAGUUCCCACAGGAGCUGCAGCUACAGCAGAAGAGCAGACAUACUGAUGUCUGUAGCAGAUUACAUCUCAAAAAUUCCAUGCUCUUACAGCAGCCUGAAAAAGUUGGAAGAGAUUCUACCUCUGGGAUCAGACAAGACAUUGCUCUGCAGAGGAGUGAGUUCCUACCUUUUGCCUGGGCAGAAGUCUCCAUGGGUUCCUUACAAUGAAACAAUUUGUCAAAUGUUAUCCCUUCAACAACAAUCACCCCUCUGUCAAGAUAAAGAAAUCUUUCAGUUGGCUAAAGAACAGCAUAUCCAAUCUGAAAAUUAUUCAAUCUUCAAUAUCCUGAGUCAUGGAGAGAUUGACUGCAGCAACUCCUUGGAAGAUGACUUUGAUAGAGAGAUUCCUGGACAGGCACUUAUCUACCGCCCUGCUCGUCAGCAUAUUUAUUCUAUCUUGCUGGAGUCUGGAAAAGGUGGAACCUGUCCUUUGGUUAAAGAGUGGUUUGUCUGUUCUGGAAAUCCUCUCAAGCAGCCAGACCUGAUCCAACCUGUACAACCUUCUGUUACAGGUGGAACACCUAGUUUGAAAACACUGUGGCUUGCCAAGGGGCCUGACGUGGAGAAGCAACGGUAUAGCACAUUUCUGGCAUGCUUUCACCUCCAAGAUGAGAUGGAAGAGCUCCAAGCUCUGGAAGCACCUGUUGCAGGAUUCUGCUGCUUGCUGGCCUAUCUUAUGACAGAGGUCAGUAGCCUCUCUCUGGAGGACUUAAAUGCAUUUCUGGCACUCGUUCUCUGCCUCAAAGGGAAAUCAGCAGCUCAACUGAAAGGCCUGCAGCUGGCACAGGUAGACUCCAGGGCUGUACACCUGGGUGCUGUCCUUGUCCGUGGCCUUACCACGCUGCUCAUGGCCAACAGUGCCUGUGGCUUUCCGUUCAGGAUGGAUGAUCUGAUGCCUUGGGCAGUGUUUGAUGGAAAACUUUUUCAAGAAAAAUACCAGAAGGCACACCAAGGUUGCUCUAUGGAAGAACUUUUGGAAGGCAAUGAGUCUUUGUACACACCCUUCCAGAAUCUGAAAUCUCUCAUUUGCAAGAUUUGCAUGGCAAAGAACAGAACAAUACAGAGCAGACCAAGAAGGAAUCAAUUAAUAGAGGUGCUCAUUGCAUUAGGUUAUUCCGAAGAAGAAGCAAGAAAUUUUAAUCCCAGGCUCCACCAGCCACACAGAAGUCAUGUUGUUUCUCCAUAUCACAACCAGAUGAGGGAGAGACAUCUGCAAUCCCCAGGUAGAGGAUCAGGACAUCCACAUGGGAGGAGGUAUCACAAUCCUCCUCAGUAAAGAAUUCAUGUCUACAAGUGGCAAAUGGGAUGGUGGAAUAAUUGCCAAUGGGAUCAUUUUUGUUUAUUCAGGCUUUCACCUGUUUUUGUGAACUGUGCAGAGUAACUGCACAGUGUGACUGUGGAGAAAAUCACACAAAGCUGAGGCUGUUCAGCUUGUUAAUCAUUUAUCAUGUAAGGUCUAAGCUUGUUAUGUGACCAGAAUCACCAAAACUUAAGUUACAGCUACCUGAGGCACAAUAGCAUGCCAGUUUAGCCUCAUUGUUUUGUCCAUUUGACAAGAGAAAGUCUGAAUUGUUUUUGUAACAUUGUGAGAUAUUCCUGAGUGUAAAUUUAAGACUUAAACUAUAACUUUUUGCAUAUUUUUGUAAUAGUUGUUUAUAUUACAAUACUUUCCUCACCAUGAAUAAUGUGUGAUGUCUACGCUGUAUUGUGGUUUAUGUCUUGAUUGUGGAUUAUAUCUGUGUUUUAAGGGUUAUACCAUUGUUUCUGAAACCCUGAAAAGUUUGAAACAUGACAUCACUGCUGUAAGCAUCGUCUGCCAGUGAAACAAUAUGACUUUCUUGUAAAAUGUAACACUUUUUUACAAAGGAAAAAAAUUGCUUUUACAUUUGAUACUUUUAUUUAAGAAACUUUUAAUAAUUUUUUCAACUGAGGAAAGAAUCUAUCAUGCUCUACUUCUAUAUUGAAUAAAUAUAUUUUUCAUACUCUGUAUAUAGCAGCAAUCCAACAAAAAAAAAGAAAUAAGGAUUUCUAGUUUUAUUUAAAGUAUGAGACAGCACCAUUUCACACAACACUUGUGUCUUGAUUUUUGUUUCAGGAAAUACACUGUCAUCAUAGGGGUAUUCCUGCUUCCUUUUUCAAUUGAUUUUCCACUGACUGUAAUUGUACUAUCAUUUUUUUACUAUCAUUUUUAUCCCUCCCCUAAAAACCUUUUGAAAUAAUGUGGUCUGAAUUUUAUUUUAUGGAGACUUCUCUGGUUUCAGGGAUCUCAUGAUGUAUAAUGGUGUAUUUUAAAAGAAUGUGAUUUUUGUGCCAGAAUUUGUUGGUAAUUCCCUCUUCAGGCUUUGAUAUGAGAAAAGAUGUCUGUUAUCCUCAAUAAACAAAGUUAAAUACAGUCA